AUGGAGAAGGUGACAAGCAGCUUAGGUUCUCUUUUCGUAUGGACGGUGGUCACUGUACUGCUCUCUCAUAAUAUUGUGCUGAUCCAUGCAAAAUCAGCAGGCCCACACGGCAGUAGUCCUCCCCACGUAAACCCUCCGUCACAUCGUUCAGACGGACCUUCACACGGUAGUCCUCCCCACGGAAACCCGCCUUCACACGGCCGUGGAGGCUACAACCCAACACCAUCAACCCCUUCUGGUGGAGACUGCGGAACUCCUCCAUCAACACCAGGAAGUGACGGUGGAUCCUACCAUUACCCUCCGUCUGCAGGCGGUACCCCCCCAACCCCAGUCAUCGUAAGCCCUCCAAGCGGCAGUACUACCCCGACACCCAGAACCCCUACACCUCCCUUCCUCCCUGAUCCUAACACACCUUUCACUGGCACAUGCAAUUACUGGAGAACACACCCAGGAGUUGUAUGGGGUUUGUUGGGCUGGUGGGGAACUUUAGGCAGUGCAUUCGGUGUGCCUAGCGUUCCAGGGUUCGGAGCACAUCUAAGCUUGCAGCAAGCUCUUUCCAACACACGCAAUGAUGGGCUCGGUGCUCUAUAUCGAGAAGGAACAGCGUCCUUGCUGAACUCCAUGGUGAACAACAGGUUCCCUUACACCACAAAGGAAGUACGGCAGAACUUUGUUUCAGCACUAGGCUCCAACAAAGCCGCAGCCGCUCAGGCUCAGCUUUUCAAGCUGGCCAACGAGGGAAGACUCAAGCCCAGAGCCUGAAAGCAAUUGCAUUGUUCCUCGGGGCGAUCGAAUGCGUUCUAUCUAAGAAUCUAGCCUAGCUAGUUGCUAGCUGUGUUGUUUUGGAUUUAAUUUAUGUUUUCCAAGUACCCGGUUAUAUCUGUGAGGUUACUACAACAAAUAGUAUUUUAAUGAACUCGAUGCGCAGCUUAUGUUUUUCUUCUUUAUAAAUAAAUUCAUGUUUUAGUUUGAA
Juglans microcarpa x Juglans regia is the source of this 973-nucleotide messenger RNA. RefSeq names its product protodermal factor 1. Lineage: Eukaryota; Viridiplantae; Streptophyta; Magnoliopsida; Fagales; Juglandaceae. Bases 1 to 762 code for a protein of 253 amino acids. The record is from RefSeq and is a predicted model, not a curated record. The transcript is spliced from 3 exons.